UUUUUUCGUUAUUUGAUAUUUUAUUUUGAAAUGAAGAUCUGUGCAAGAAAUGAAUAAAAGGGAUCAACUUUCAGUAAAGAUGAUGCAGAACAUGUUUCAGGAGGGGUUGUACCAGGUUYUUUUCAAGGAGACUCGUCCAGCCAGUCCCUCCUCUGAGACCAGCAACACCAAUAAUGAGGAGCUCACAAAUGUUAGGAUUCAUCGUUGGUUUGGGACUGUGGUAAACACAAGACUUUUAGUCACUGGGGUGAUUCAGGUCCUCAGCGCCUUGGCURGCGUUCUGACCACAGUGAGCCAUGCGUGUGUGAGUUACGGCUGUUCUGUUGUCAUGGUAACUCCAGUCUGGUCAAGCUUGUCAUAUGCAGCUGCUGGGUGCCUGGCAAUGGAGGUUCAGAGGAAGGCUAGUAACGUAAAGAUCAUCAUUCUCAUGGCGCUGAACGUUUUCAGUCUGCUGUUUGGAUUUGCUGCUCUGCUGGCCAAUAGCCUCGCAUCAGUGGAAGCUGCAGACCUGAGCUCAUACCAGCAGGCUGGUUCAAAUGUUGCAAAGGCGAGCUACAUAGUGUUCACUUCCCUGUGUUUUCUGGGAACACUCUACAUUCUGUUCCUGUGCUGGAGAGGUCUGCGCCGAUACAGCUCUCGCAACGUYAAGGCCUACAUCCGCAUCUCACAGGAUCCAGAGGACACGAAUGGGCUUCUGACGGAACAAGAAGACCCGAAUCUGUAAAACUCAAUUAGGAAAUCCUGCGAGAGGGAAGUGACUGCAGCCAGCCUGGAYGUGAUGACACGAGUGAGCGCGUCUGGUGGACUGGAAGGGACRAAUUCAUGUUGGGAUUAGAUUAGGUGUGACUUCUUAGUUAAGGUCUCCCUGAAGAUAUUUUAUAAAUACACAUUAAACAGACAGACAGAGACGUCAUCUUGAGAACAUUCAUCAAUAAUUUAUUUUCUUACUCUCAAGAACCACCACAGCUUCUCAUCUUGAAAAUUCAUCAUUAAUUUCCAACAACACAGUUUUGCAAAAUGUAAAGUUACUAUACAAAUUCUUAAUAGAAAAAAGAAUAAAUUAACUGUGGAAUUCA
Poecilia reticulata (guppy) is the source of this 1076-nucleotide messenger RNA. RefSeq names its product transmembrane protein 253 (gene tmem253). The record is from RefSeq and is a predicted model, not a curated record. NCBI's taxonomy places the organism in Eukaryota, Metazoa, Chordata, Actinopteri, Cyprinodontiformes, Poeciliidae.